Medioppia subpectinata is the source of this 1176-nucleotide messenger RNA. Lineage: Eukaryota; Metazoa; Arthropoda; Arachnida; Sarcoptiformes; Oppiidae. The record is from the annotation of a GenBank genome assembly.
AUGUCUGAAAUAUUUGUAACAAACUUAACCCAAAUUGAAGACGAUAUGAUCUUUGUUCCGGUGAUGGGCGCCGACGGCGGCAAUCAAUAUAACACUUACGACAACACCAGUCGGUCGGCGAACGAAUCAAACGCCGAUUAUAUGCGCGAAUUGUUGCGACUCUUACGGGAGAGACACCAAAAGCCGUUGAGCGCCGAAGACCUGCGGCGGAACAUCUUUAUCAUACUUUGUUACUCCAUCAUCAUCAUGGUCAGUUUGUGCGGCAAUUUGCUCGUGGUCAAAGUGAUCGCGUUUGGCAAACGCAAAAUGUUGACCACAACCAACAUAUUGAUCGCGUCGCUGGCCUUCUCGGACAUCGUGAUGACGGCGUUCAACAUCCCGUUCAAUGUGGCCCGACUGCUGCUCGAGUCGUGGCCGUUCGGCUCAUUCAUGUGUGUGUCGGUGCCCUUUGUUCAGGUGACGUGUGUGUAUGUGAGCACCUUUACGAUGACGGUCAUCGCGUUCUACCGCUGGNUGAUGACGGCGUUCAACAUCCCGUUCAAUGUGGCCCGACUGCUGCUCGAGUCGUGGCCGUUCGGCUCAUUCAUGUGUGUGUCGGUGCCCUUUGUUCAGGUGACGUGUGUGUAUGUGAGCACCUUUACGAUGACGGUCAUCGCGUUCUACCGCUGGUGGACUCUAAGCCAUCCGACCACCACCAAAACGGUGUCCCGUUUUCAGUUAAUUAUAAUCAUUACUGCCGUGUGGCUGUUGGCCGGACUAUUUUCUGUGCCGCACUCGGUGUUCAACGAGACAAUAGUCAUACCAACCGCCGAUCUGAUCCGUUGUCACGUUAUACACCCGGAGGUGCCCUUUGAUUUGUCCCUAUGGCUGUCGGUCGAGGCGUUUACCACACAGUACUUCAUACCGUUAGGCCUAACGCUAUGGCUGUACAUACAGAUCGGUGUGAUUGUGGCCAAACAGGGAGCGAUGGCAGGCCAGUCUAACGACAGCCGCCGUCGGCAACAGUCCAGCGCCCGUAAGCGCCGGAUUGUGAUGUUGGCACUCGUGGUGACCACUUUCGCCAUUUGUUGGCUACCACUCAAUCUCUAUCACCUGUUGUGCGACUUUCAUCUGAUUGACAGAAAUUUCAAAGUCUUUAUUCUCUGCCAUUGGUUCGCCAUGUCUUCGGUUUGGUAA